Molecule: messenger RNA, 7844 nt
Organism: Pristis pectinata (smalltooth sawfish)
Lineage: Eukaryota; Metazoa; Chordata; Chondrichthyes; Rhinopristiformes; Pristidae
Gene: megf11
Product: multiple EGF-like-domains 11
Exons: 25
Coding region: 233-3571 (1112 amino acids)
Cellular component (GO): membrane
Molecular function (GO): protein binding
Source: RefSeq, a predicted model, not a curated record
UCCCGGACAAGCUUACUGUGUUAACAUCAGGAUCGUCUUCUGAUUUCAUCCAGUUUAGAACAGCUAUGAGGACGUGAAGUGAAAUGAACCUGCCAAACACAUGAAUCUAUUGAAAUGCAUCAAAUGUCUAGUAAAACAAUAGCUUUGAAACAAAUCCAAGUGUCCAACAUAAGUCAGUGGUUAAGAUAGAAGCACAGCAAUAACUCUGAAAUUUAGAUACAGACUUGAGAGAAUGGUUUGUGCUGCCUUGAGUUGGUGCCAAUGGGUGUUGUUAAUUUGUUACCUUGAAAGAGUGGUAUGGUGUCUAAAUCCUGAUGAUCCUAAUGUGUGCAGCCACUGGGAAAGUUAUGCUGUCACAGUUCAGGAAUCCUAUGCCCAUCCCUUUGACCAGGUCUACUAUACUAGAUGCACUGAUAUUCUUAAUUGGUUUAAAUGUACCAGACACAGAAUCAGCUACAAAACAGCUUAUCGUCGAGGCCUAAGGACAAUGUACAGAAGAAGAUCACAGUGCUGCCCUGGAUACUAUGAAAGUGAAGAUUUUUGUGUCCCAUUGUGCACAGAAGAAUGCAUGCAUGGGAAGUGUGUUUCUCCAGACACAUGUCAGUGUGAACCUGGCUGGGGAGGAACAGACUGCUCCAGUGGCUGUGACAGUGAACACUGGGGACCACACUGCAGUAACCGGUGCCAAUGUCAGAACAGAGCCCUAUGUAAUCCCAUCACUGGGGCCUGUGUCUGUGCUGAUGGAUAUGAAGGAUGGCGCUGUGAAGAGCCCUGUGACCAAGGAAGUUAUGGCAAAGGAUGUCAGUAUAAGUGUCAGUGCCAAAAUGCUGCCACUUGUGAUCAUGAGACUGGAGAAUGCCACUGUCCUCCUGGUUAUACUGGUGUCUUCUGUGAAGAACGCUGCCCUCCUGGCAGUCACGGAGCCCAGUGUGAGUCACGGUGCCCGUGUCAGAAUGGUGGGAAAUGUCACCACAUUACUGGAGAGUGCGCCUGUCCAGCUGGAUGGAUGGGGUCAGUGUGUGCACAACCAUGUCCUUUUGGGAAGUUUGGGAUCAAUUGUACCCAAGAAUGUCCUUGCCAUAAUGGAGGGCAUUGUGACCAUGUGACAGGCAGAUGCCAUUGUAUAGCUGGAUAUGCAGGUGACAGGUGUCAGGAGGAGUGUCCUAUCGGCAGUUAUGGCUUGCAGUGCGCCCAAAGGUGUGAGUGCCUGAAUGGAGCUGAAUGUUAUCAUGUUAAUGGAGCAUGUCUUUGCAAGCCAGGAUUUACUGGCAAUCGCUGCCAAGACAGAAUGUGUCCAGAUGGACUGUAUGGACUGAAGUGCAAUAAACAGUGUCCUUGCAAUGGCAAACAUACCCAAAGCUGCCAUCCAUUGUCUGGUGAGUGUUCCUGUAGAGCAGGCUGGACUGGACAGGACUGCAAUGAGACGUGUCCCCCUGGCUUUCAUGGAGAGGGCUGCCAGCAAAUCUGCAUCUGUCAGAAUGGAGCUAAUUGUGACAGUGUCACUGGCAAAUGUGUCUGUGCUCCUGGAUAUAAGGGGGAAGAUUGCUCCUUUUCAUGCCCUCCUGGGAAAUAUGGGUCCAACUGUUCAUCCUCUUGUAACUGCAAACACGGUGGAAGCUGUUCUCCUGUUGAUGGUACCUGUAAUUGUAAGGAAGGAUGGCAGGGAGUGGACUGCUCCAUUCCUUGUUCUGGUGGUACCUGGGGACUUCACUGCAGUAAUAGCUGCCACUGUGCCAAUGGAGCAGCUUGUAAUCCAGAGGAUGGUUCAUGUACGUGCUCCUCGGGCUGGCGUGGCAAAUAUUGCAACCAACCAUGUCCAGAUGGGACGUACGGCUUGGACUGUGGUGAACACUGUGACUGCUGUCAUGCAGAUGGUUGUGAUCCAGUCACUGGAUUUUGCCGCUGUGUGUCGGGCUGGACUGGAAUUCGCUGUGACAACGUAUGUCUGCAAGGACGCUGGGGUCCAAAUUGCUCCAUUUCCUGUAACUGUGAAAAUGGAGGCUCUUGUUCACCUGAGGAUGGAACUUGUGAGUGUGCACCUGGAUAUCGAGGAGCCACGUGCCAGAGGAUCUGUUCUCCUGGAUUUUAUGGCCAUCAUUGCAACCAAGCUUGUCCCCAGUGUGUGCACAGUAAUGGACCUUGUCAUCAUGUCACAGGCCACUGUGAGUGCUUGUCAGGCUUUACUGGUCCCCUCUGCGACCAAGUCUGUGCAAGUGGAACAUUUGGGAAGAGCUGCUCUGGCACUUGCUUCUGCGCAAACAAUGGCACUUGCAACCCUAUUGAUGGCUCCUGUCAGUGUUACCCAGGCUGGAUUGGAAGAGAUUGUUCUCAGACUUGCCAAUCAGGCUACUGGGGCCCCAACUGUAUCCACACAUGUAAUUGCCAUAACGGAGCAGUGUGCAAUGCUUAUGAUGGAGAGUGUCGAUGUACACAGGGCUGGACUGGCAUGUAUUGCACGCAGAGAUGUCCUGUGGGAUUUUUUGGAAAAGAUUGCAUCCAACUGUGCAAGUGUCAGAAUGGAGCAGACUGUGACCAUGCGACAGGAGGAUGCAAGUGUCGAACAGGAUUCUUCGGGAAACAUUGCGAGCAGAAGUGUCCUCCUGGUACAUUUGGCUACAGCUGUCAACAGCUGUGUGAGUGUUUGAAUAAUGCUACCUGUGAUCAUGUGACUGGGACUUGCUAUUGUACACCUGGAUUCAAAGGCAUUCGCUGUGACCAAGCUGCCCUGAUAAUGGAUGAACUGAACCCCUAUACAAGAAUCAGUCCAGCUCUAGCAUCAGACAGGCACUCUGUUGGAGCCAUUACUGGGAUCAUUAUUCUUCUCCUGAUUAUAGUAAUGCUGCUGACUCUGUUCUUCUGGUACAAAUGGAAGCAGAAGGAGAAAGGGCACGACAUGCCCAGUGUCUCCUACACCCCCGCCAUGCGGAUGACUAAUACAGAUUAUUCCCUAUCAGAUCCAUCUCAGAGUACCAGCACCCUUCACUGUUUCACCAACCCUAGUUACCACACUCUCUCCCAGUGUGGCCGACUCACCCGUUUUAUCAAUAACCCAGAUGGAGACUGUCACAUUAAGAGAAAAAAACAGCUUUUCUCAAGUCUCAAGAGUGUAGAGCUUUCUGGGCAAGAAGGCUGUAGACAAGAUAUCAACAACUCAUUGCAUCCUGAAUGGCGAUACUACAGUAACUUGAAUGAUUUAGAUUAUGUGAAGGGUUCAGUCUGCAGUUCCAGCACGUGUUCACUAAAUAGCAGUGAGAACCCUUAUGCUACCAUUAAAGACCCACCAGUGCUGACCUGCAAACAUUCUGAAAGCAGCUACGUAGAGAUGAAGUCCCCUGUCCACAGAGACCCUCCCUACACGGAGAGUGACACCUCCAAAAACAGAAACAUCUACGAAGUUGAGCCAACUGUAAGUGUGGUCCAAGGCGGCCAGGCAUUUACCCCAAGCUGCAGCCAGAACCCAUAUGACCUCCCGAAGAACAGCCACAUCCCAAGUCACUAUGACUUGCUCCCAGUGAGGCACAGCCCAGUACACAUCUCUGGGGACAAACAACACCAGCCAGUCAAAGAAUGACUCAGCUCACAUAACAUUAGAGUCUGUUGCUUGCGAGAAGUGGUGGCAAAGACAAUCCUUUUGCCCUAAAAUAUGCUGAAAUUCUAAGAUGACUUGAAAAUAAACUGAUCAUGAACUUAACAUGGACAUUGCCUACUGGCACUGUCAGCCUCGUGGGACUUUCUGCAUGUAUUUAAGGAAGGAUAUUUAAUUUAAUCAAAUGAGAAAGCUUAAGUCCAGACCCAGAAAUUGACUUUUUUUCCUGAAGUAUCAGCUGGUACAGGGUUAAACUAACACUGGUGUCAGGGAAAUGAUUAAAAUCGACAGCAACUAAGUGCAACAUUGGAAGUACAAUUUCAUUAUUGGUGGAAGUUAAGAACAAAAUUUGGCAAACAUUGCUUUGACUUUAAAUUUUUUUAAAGGUUUUAUUGUCAGAUAAUUCUAAUGAUAUUGAAUUAAUGCCAUCGUUUAAGAGGAUUAGUAUUGGGUGGCCACAGCUUAAGUGACCACUAUGGUUCUCUACUUUAAACCCAUGUAAUGUGUAGUUUUGGUAGGGUGUUCCCUAAAGGACUGCAUGAAAUGUGUGCAAGGUCAAAUCAUUUAUUAAGAUACUUAAGAAGAAAUGAAUGAGAUGGUUCCUCCUGUAUUUUACAUGUUCAAAGUGUCAUGAAUUGAUCUUGAACUGGAUUUCAUUGUAAGGGAGAAGUAGUGUCUUGGAGUCUUUGAGGUCUGAAAAUUCAGGAGAGUUAAAUUUAAAUUUCAGACCUUACUAACAUUCAUGUUUGGCUGUCCCACGAGGAUGAAUUUGCCUGUCAGGUUUGUCUGUGACCUGUACUGAGAUCACACUGUCUGAUAACUUAACCGAGGAACAGAAUAGAUAUUGUGCUGAAACAAACAUCACACACAAAGGAAGUCCCGAGGAGGUGUGGUGCCAAUCUUAUCACAGUACUAAAGGCAUCUGCUCUUAAUAAACAUAAGGAAUAUAAAAUUGGUUUUGACACUAAUGAAUAAUCUCUGGAAGAAUUGCAAUGGAGGUCACAAAAUUCACUGGCAACAGUGUAUAGGAACAGUUACAAGCUCCACAAUAAAUUGUGUUUCCAAUCACACAUCUGGGGCAGCAAGAACAGAGUCUCAGAGACAGGUGAGAUGCUUUGUCCAAAGCCACCAUUCUGUUUCCCAUCCUGGGUGGUUUCAGUGCCACUGCCAGGAAGCUGACCAGCCUCUUUGCCAAGGAUGUUUCUUGGUGCACAGAUUGUUUGUGUGUGUGUGAGAGUGAGUGAGGAGAACAAGGUGAAGGAAGAGGUACAAUUAAACAGUAAUGAGAGUAAAUUGAGUGUUUUGUAAAGUAGUCAUAACAUCAACUCAGUCUUUGUAGAUAUUGAAGAGAUUGAGACAGCUGUGGUACCAACACAGAAGCUGCUGCACCAUCAAAAUUCUUUGGGAAGGAACUUUGCUUAGAACAAUAAAAUGCGAUCAUUUUAUAUUUAAAAAGAUCUUCAGAUUGACACUGACAUUAAUAGUAUAUUAUUCAGGUUGAAUCACGUUAACAUGGAGUAUGAUUGAGAUUCUUCAGUUGGAGGUCCAUAACUAAUAAAAAAAAGGAAUGUUUUCAAUCAAUGAGGAAAAACAGAUUUCAUGCUAUCUGAUUGUAUGGUUACAAUAUUACAAGAUGGUAACAGUUCAUGGGUCCUUGAAACAGAUUGCUCAUCUAAAAUAUUCAGAGUAUACAUGCAUGGUUUGUGUUUUUAUAAGUUAGUGAUUAUUUUGCUAUUGUCUGGCUUUGCAUUUCUGUAAUUGAACUGCAAACCAAUACAGCAGUACCAAGGUUUGGAGAGUAGUGAUACCAUUUUUAAUUUCAGUGCUUCCACAGUUUUGUUUACACUGUUUAUUGUAUGGGGUUUACUGAAACUAAAACAUUCCCAAUAAAUGUUGGCCUGGGUUUGGUAGUGCUAGAGUAUGUGACACAAUUGAUUUUUUUACAUUAUCUGCCACGUGAAAUAUUCUUCCCCUUACCGUCACAUUAGAGGCAGUUUUGAUAGCUGGGUGCAAGAAACAGGUAAAUUAACUUAACAAGAGAAAAAAACUGAAAAAGUUUCAAAACAGAAAAUUGGUUAGUUGUAGCCAUGACCAGAUAAGGCAAGGGAAAACCAGGAAUAAUGGGAAAUUUAGCUGAAUACAAGUGACGGAAAGCCACUAGUGGGGAAAUUGGCAGAUGGAAUUAAUAAAACUUUAGACUGAGCUACAAUGAUUAUUACAGCACUGAGAGGAAUUCUGUUGUUACAAGAUAAUUAAAUGUCAUUCACCAGCUUCAUUAAUCUAAAAGUGAGCAGCAACUUCCAUGUUAACUUUUUUUUCACCACUGCGAUAGUGUUUCGGAUUAGUUUCAUUGUCAAGUGGAAACAAACUUAGGGUCUUAAAACUUUACAUAAGACCCUAGUUUUUGAGUUGAGAGUAACUUAAUGUUUUAAGUUUGUGAUCAGAUUUUUCACCACAAAAUGAUGGGAAAAAAAACUAGGACAAAAUCAAAACAAUUGUUGCUGUCAAUUAAUUCCUCUGAAGUCCUGGAAUAAAGUUGGUGGGGGGAAACCAAAGUCACAGGAUUAAAUAGAGGUAAUCACUCAUCAUCAAAUAAAUGGUUGUCGAGACCAAGGAAUUGUUACCUGCACAAAUGGGUAAUUGAUUAGUUGAUGAAUAUUAAUUUCAUUAGUGGUCAGGAGAAAUUAUGCAGUUAUUGUCCAGGAGUGGGAUGGAUGCAGGAUCACUGUAGAAAGGAGGUGGUGUACAGCUGGGGCAGUCACCAGACCCUUACAGUUUCCUGUUCAAUAUUUUAUAGUAGCAUACAAUUUCUGAAUUAGAAAAGGAGCAGUGAUCAUGGGGUUAAAGUAGCUUAUGUUUAAUGGAUAGCUGGCAGCAAUGCCAGAUGUUGAACAAAAUUAAAUCAUAAGAACAAGAAAGAAGUAGGGUUUAGCAGUGUAAAAGGAGUAGGGUUUAGUUGUGUAAGAAAGCAGUUAAUAUUUGUUUAAGAAGCAGUCGGUGAAAGUUCCAUGUGAGGUUUCCGGUCUCUUCAGAUCACUGUUGUGCAUCUUGAGGAAGCUUUUGUUCUGGCAGAUCCUGCCAGUAAUUUGAUGUUCAAGAAUUAACAAUCCUGUUCUUUUACCAUUUAAAAUUGAGGAGCAUCCUGCAACUUUUUUUAGUAGGUUAUAUGCCCUAUGUAUAGAAGUGUGAAAAGAUCAUCUAUAAAUUUGAACAGCUUUAAACAUACUACUCUUUGAGAUAGCUUUUAACUUUUGACUGAAUGCUUCACAUUAUUUCCCUUUAGUGAAAACAUCCAUAUACAGGUCAGUGGCACUGGCUCCAUGAACAGUAUGGAUGGCACCACAAUUACAGGCAAUUCUCCAUUUUUUAAGAACCACUUUGUCAUACAUUUGCUGUUGUUACAUUAAAAAUAAAUGUUACUUUCACCAGAAUUAUAUUUUAUGCCUUUUAAUUUGUAAUUACUUUAUUCUUUGGGACAGUGAUCAAUGUGAAGGGCAUCAAGGUUUGGAGAGUAGUGAUACCAUAUUUAAUUUCAAUGCUUCCAUAGUUUUGUUUACACUGUUUAUUGUAUGGGUGAGUGAGGACGGUCAAUUCUAUUCAGGCAGCCUUCUGAUAGUUGUUGCAUUGUCCACAAUUUCCACUAAAUAUGGGGAUCACCUGUAGGCUAGUCAGCUGGAUAUAAAAUUGGCUUGAUAAUAGGAUUCAGAUGGUGGAAGUGGAGGGUUGUUUUUCCAAGAUUGGAAGCCUGUGACCAGCAGUGUGCUGCAGAGAUCAGUGCUGGGUGCAUCAUCUAUAGGAACCAUUUGGAUGAGAAUGUAAUUGGCAUGGUCAGUAAGUUUGCAGAUGACAGCAAAAUUGAUGGUAUAGUGGACAACAAAGAUGGUUAUCUAAGAUUGCAGCAGGAUCUCGCUCAACUGGGAAAGAGUGCAAGGAAUGGUAGAUGGAAUUUAACUCAGUGUUGCAUUUGGGUAGUUAAACCAGGGUAGGGCUUGCACAGUAAAUGGCAGGGCCCGAGAGUGUUGUAGACCAGAGAUCUAGGGGUUGAAGCACAUAGAUCCCUGAAAGCAGUGAUACACAUAGACAGGGUGGUGAAGGCAGCAUAUGGCACACUUGCCUUCAUCAGCUAGGGCACUGAGUACAAGACUUGAGAUGUCAUGUUACUGCUGUACUAGACAUUGAUGAGAUCACACUUGGAGUAUUGUCUGCAGUUCUGAUCACCCACAAGGAUGUUGUUAAAUGAGAAAGGGUGCGAAAAAGA